UGGGGGAAAUUGAAAUAAACGUUGGUUUGAACUCUCUCCCUGACGAUUGUUUGCCGACUACUCAAUGCAUUUAGCUGGGUGUUCAAAGUCCUGGCUCAUUUAACAGUUAGUUACCGGGAAUAUUUGACCUAAGAUGGGGGACUGUGUCGAGCUAACGUUACAGAUCACUCCGGAGACUCCAGGCAGGCCUUCAAUAAGAAACCCGUUUGAAAGUCCCAAUGACUACCACCACCUCCGUGAACCCCUGGUGCCAAGCCCCUCUGUCUUUAAGUCCAAGCCUUGUAAAACGACUCCACCCAAGUUUAACUGGUCUAUUGAUGAGAUGUCCAGUCUUAUCCCAGUGCACAUAGACCCAGAGGACAUCCAGCGGCAGUCUUUUUACCUCAGCCAGACGAGGAUGGAUUCUGACAUUGAGGAAAAGCGACAGAAUGCUAUUGAGCAGUUUUUCACCAAAGGAGCCAUUGUGCCCUCGCCCUGGGCAGCACCAGAAGCUCGUAAAGGCCCACAGAUGUACACGAAAAGUAAGUCUGCAAUGAUUGCAGAGGAGCCAGAAAGAGUCUCAGUUGCUUGUCAGACAACUCUUUCAUUACCCUUGGCUUUCGAUUUGGAGAAAGUACUGGGGGAUUAUUACCGCUGCGAUGAAGCCUGCGAUGCUGUGCAGGAGAGUCUUAGUUCCUCCUCCUUGAGACGGAAACUCUUCCUCGAUGGCCGGGGCACUUAUAGCGGCUCCGACAGCUCCAGCCCACCAAGCCCAGAGAGAAGCCACAUCACGGAGGAGAGGCUUUCUCGCCACCGAGGAGAGGGAUCCUUAGGACGGGUCGCAGGUUCUGAGGGAGACGCUGUCUUUUUCUCCCCUUUGUCCUGCGGCGUGUCGGCUCUGACUCCCUCUACGGGUCAGUUCUCGUCCAGUCCCAUCCAGCACGGCUGCCUCCGGGACUGCAGCCUCGGCAGCAUCCCCAGUCCUCUGUUCCCUGAUAAGUCGUCUCACGCUGGCCUCGCCUCGCCCACAGUUUCGCCUAUUGUUGCACAUGCAGCACGCACACCCAUAUGCUCAGCUGAGAGGAAGCUGCCGAGCAAUUUUACUCCACUGGGUGUUCCCCUGGACAAAAAUGUCACUCCUUGCAACGUGAGUCCAUUUGUCGAGGGUUGCUCACCCAUCCGUAGCUGCUCCCCGCACCAGCUGCAUUGCCACAACGAGUCCCAGCACAACGCCAGACCGAAGCCCCGGCCCAGAGUCCGCUGCUGGGCCUCUCCACCCCUCAUCUCCCCGAUCCUCAACCCGCAGCUUCAAGACAAUCAGGAGGCUGAGCAUCAAUUCCCCUUCCUCUCUCCAUCUUCCUCCUCCUGUUCCUCCUCUUCUCUCCCCCUUAUGGAGCUAGAUCCAACUUCGCCGCUGGCCCGCGACGCACACCUCGCUGACGCUGAGAGAGUUAGCUUGGAUCCUAUGGAACCCGUGAACAUGGAGGAGGGCAGGGAGGCCGAGACGGAAGGGAGGUUGGAGGAUGAAGAGGAGGAAGGUGCGGGGCUUUCGGCACAGCUGACCAGCUCUCGUAUGGGCAAUGUGUCGGCAACAGAAAGCUCUCGUAUGUUUGCGUCUCUUCUGGCAGAGGGAAGCAGCAUACGCUACGAUUCUAGCAUGCAGGUGGACAGCGGUUACAACACUACCUCAGCAGGCACUGCCAGCCUUAUAGACGGCCUCGGCUCUGACUGUCACAGCAAAGAGUCCUUCAGUUCAAACCUGGCAGAAGAAGCCUUGCAACUGACUCGACACACUAAAAUAAAGGUAUUUUAUCCUCACCACUAAGCCAUCUGAUCGAUGCAUUUUAAAGGGACGCCUCUUCCACUGGAAGCUUAAGAUGAUUCAUUUGUAACCAAAUGCAACAAAGUUUACACUGUUUUGAAGCGUUUAUGUUGCAUUGAUUUGGUUAGGGGGGAUUGGUGUCUGUUUGAACUGAGGGGUUUCUCAACUGGUUAUUAAUAUUUUUAAGGUUUAAAGUUCACGUUGUCAUACUAUAGUGUUUCAUCACAGGCUGGAAGGGAGAAUACUAACCCAUAGCCCCUCUUAAUCCCAGUGUAAGACACUGAUAAGCAAUUAUUAUAAGUCAACAGUUCUUAUGGACCGAGUACUGAUUACUGGUGUGAUAAAGGGGAAGAGAAAAAAAGUAUUUCUGUAUUAAAUUUGCACAAUGGUAAUCUCCUUGAAUGCUGUAUUGACGCUGAAGUCAUCAUUUCAUUUUUAUUCGUCGCUGACACGAUCAACCUGAUAACUUGACUUUCAGAUGACAUCAGAUUUGUACUGUAUUUAUCUUUUUAUAAAACAGUUUAUCAUGAUUUCUCUUUUUUUAUGAUUUUAUUGUUAAUACAGAUUGCUUGUGGAUCUUAUUUGGAUUGUUAUAUUUAUUCCUGAAUAAUGCCACUAGCCAAUGAAAAGCUGAUUGAGCCAUUUGUCUUUAAAAAAAAAAAAUAUAUAUAUAGAAGACAUUGUUUUUGAGUUGGUAGUUUCUACAAUGUAUUCUGUGUAUCCUGACCUAAUGGUUACAUCACUGUGGUAAGCAAACAGGACUGGACCACGGAUACUCUACUUGCAUUGCUCGGGGCCAGGAGCCAGAUAAUAAACAAACUUUGAUAUUUCACAGAUAAAAUGAAUAAACAUUACAAAUCCA
Anarrhichthys ocellatus (wolf-eel) is the source of this 2663-nucleotide messenger RNA. It is a transcript of the gene bora, whose product is annotated as bora aurora kinase A activator. Gene Ontology annotation, molecular function: protein kinase binding. The transcript has 12 exons. Gene Ontology annotation, cellular component: nucleus; cytoplasm. Bases 134 to 1804 code for a protein of 556 amino acids. Gene Ontology annotation, biological process: regulation of mitotic spindle organization; activation of protein kinase activity; regulation of mitotic nuclear division. The record is from RefSeq and is a predicted model, not a curated record. NCBI's taxonomy places the organism in Eukaryota, Metazoa, Chordata, Actinopteri, Perciformes, Anarhichadidae.